This is a messenger RNA of Corythoichthys intestinalis (scribbled pipefish), 1328 nucleotides long. It is a transcript of the gene ca4c, whose product is annotated as carbonic anhydrase IV c. Bases 66 to 968 code for a protein of 300 amino acids. Gene Ontology annotation, molecular function: zinc ion binding; carbonate dehydratase activity. The record is from RefSeq and is a predicted model, not a curated record. Lineage: Eukaryota; Metazoa; Chordata; Actinopteri; Syngnathiformes; Syngnathidae. Gene Ontology annotation, biological process: one-carbon metabolic process. Gene Ontology annotation, cellular component: plasma membrane. The transcript is spliced from 8 exons.
AUUAAACUUCCAGUUCCCUUGAUUCAACCUUAAAUCUUAACUGAGUACUUCUGUUGGAUUCCAUCAUGCAUCUUGUUCUCUGUCUGAUGCUUGGUCUUCCUUCUUUAUGCGCAGGUGGGUGGUGUUACCAGACCCAAUCUUCCUGUGACAACCCUUGCAGAGAUCCGAGCAGGUGGUCUUCAGAUUUCCCUCGCUGCGGGGGUCUGCGCCAGUCCCCUAUCAACAUCGUCAGCCGUAAAGUUCACGUCAACACGGAGUUGCCACCCCUGGAGUUCAUAGGUCACGACGAUCGCAUCAACAUCACUGUGGAGAACAAAGGACAUUCAGCUCACUUCCACCUGCCUCAGUCGGUCCGCCUCAGCGGAGGAGCACUGCCGGGUCACUACCGGGCCGCACAGUUCCACUUCCACUGGGGGGCCAGCGGGACCCCUGGAUCGGAGCACACCAUCGAUGGAGAGAGAUUCCCCAUGGAGCUUCACAUAGUUCACAUCAAAGAACCGUACGGGUCUCUAACUGAAGCAGAGCACGACAUGGCAGGGAUUGCCCUGCUUGCCUUCCUGUUUGAGGAAGCCACUGACGAUCAUCCUCAUCUGGACACAGUCAUAGCAGCUCUGGGCCAAGUGCAGCAUAACGGCUCCACAGCAGUGAUCUCCAACUUCCAACUGAGCAAUAUCAUCCCGCCGUCUGAGGAGCUGCGUGGUUAUUAUCGCUACGUGGGCUCCAUGACGACACCGGGAUGCGAACAGGCAGUGGCGUGGACAGUCUUCCACAAGACGCUGCCCGUUAGCAGCCGCCAGCUUGAUGCCGUUGUGCAGCAGUGCCGCUUCUGGACGGGUCAGCCUAUGAUGGACAUCUUCAGGCCCACGCAACCACUGGACGGACGCGCGGUGUACCGCUCAAACUCUGCUGCGCGUCCAUGCUUUGCAGGCUUCUUUGUCAUACUCACAACUGUAGUGUUCAUCCAUUAAUUUCAUCAACAAAUGCACACAAACUGUAGUGUAGGCAGUGAAUGAUGUUACGAUGCCAUCGACAGCCAUAGAUGUUAAAUCUAUUUAAACUGGGAUGCUAUUGCCAUUAAUGGUAGAAAAUGGGUUUACUCAUGAGUUAACUCAUUUAGUGCAAAGCCCCUCGCAGUACACCUACUUUAGGACAAUUACAGAAUACCCUCUCAGCUCAAAUGUUUUGGACAUCUAUUGUAGUUUGUUAGGUAAAGUUUGAUAUCCAGCCCAGACUGAGUAGUGUAUGCAGUGAACCCCAACAAAUUCUUGGCCUAGAACCCCACGGAUUUAGAAUCUAUAAUUUUAUUUCAAAAUACAGGACAAGUGUGA